Cheilinus undulatus (humphead wrasse) is the source of this 4711-nucleotide messenger RNA. RefSeq names its product stomatin (gene stom). Lineage: Eukaryota; Metazoa; Chordata; Actinopteri; Labriformes; Labridae. The record is from RefSeq and is a predicted model, not a curated record. Gene Ontology annotation, cellular component: plasma membrane. The coding region runs from base 93 to 971 and encodes 292 amino acids. The transcript has 8 exons.
AGCGUACAGCCCUUACAGAACCACGGUCACUCCAGUAAACACAGGUCGACUCAUUUUUUAAGCUCAGUGGGAAACAUUAUCCUGAUUUAACCAUGGAAAACGACAGUGAAGAAGUUGCAAUGAAAGAAAGCAGAAGACGUGAACGUCAAGCAGGUCCAAGCAGAUAUGAUUCUGAAGCUUUGGAGAAUACAGAUGCUGGCAUUGGCUUAUGUGGUUGGCUGUUGGUCGGGCUUUCUAUUCUCCUCACUCUGGUCACGCUGCCUCUCUCCAUUUGGAUGUGCAUUAAGAUUGUGAAGGAGUAUGAGAGAGCCAUUAUCUUUCGCCUGGGUCGCAUUUUGCGAGGAGGAGCCAAAGGUCCAGGGCUGUUCUUCGUUGUGCCGUGCACUGACAGCUUUAUUAAUGUGGACAUGCGCACCAUUACCUUCGACAUCCCACCGCAAGAGGUUUUGACCAAAGACUCUGUGACAGUGAGUGUGGAUGGCGUGGUGUACUACCGGGUCCAGAAUGCUACCCUGGCUGUGGCUAACAUCACUAAUGCCGAUGCUGCUACCCGGCUGUUGGCCCAGACCACCCUGAGGAACGUCCUGGGUACCAAGAACUUGGCAGAGAUCCUGUCUGACCGUGAGGAAAUCGCACACAGUAUGCAGUCCACUCUCGAUGAUGCUACUGAUGACUGGGGGAUCAAGGUGGAGCGAGUGGAGAUCAAAGAUGUCAAGCUACCUCUUCAGCUGCAGAGAGCCAUGGCUGCUGAGGCAGAGGCCAGCCGUGAGGCCAGAGCCAAGGUGAUUGCUGCAGAAGGAGAGAUGAACGCCUCACGCGCACUGAAGGAGGCCUCUCUUGUGAUUGCAGAGUCCCCGUCAGCCCUGCAGCUGCGUUACCUUCAGACCCUCAACACCAUCGCUGCCGAGAAGAACUCCACCAUCAUCUUCCCGCUGCCGCUGGAGAUGAUGCAGGGGUUUAUUAAACACUGAGGGAAGUCUAGAACACAGCAAUCACAUUCACGCAAGAUAACAUUUACACAUGCACACAUAUUUAGAAUACUGCUUUAAAAACAAAAUGAUUUAGUUGCUACAUUAAAAUUUAAAAAUGUGUUUUACUUUCAGAUAAAAAGACAACUCAAAGAGAUAAGCUGAGCGUAAAAUGUGCAGUUUAGUACAUUGUCACAUGCCUUAGAUUGACCUGACUGAAUUUUUAGAUGUAAGAGUUGAACAAAAAUGGUCACUUUGCAGCAGAAGUGUUAAGUUUUAUUCUGGGUUUUUUUAAUUCUUUUCUAAACUGUCUGAAUAGAAAGGAUCCAAAACCAUCUGAUCAGUUUUACACUCAUUCAAAGCAAAGUGCCUGCUGUGUUAGAAGCCUUACACUGCACACACACACACACACACACACCCACACACACACAGACAAAAUUGCAUACAUUUUUCUCCUCAUGAUCGUUGUUGUCUCUUACUACAACUGCCAGUUCAUUAUCAUUAACUCAUGCUGUUUAAUGGUUUAAAGUAAUUGUAGGUAUCAGCUGGUAGAUUCUUACAGCUUUAUUCCCUCUGUAAAAAUACACUCUUCAAUGUGCCAUGACUGCUUUUUCUAAAUUUUAAUGUAGAACUCCUUGAAUGAAAUGACAUCACACACUUGAAGAACACGACAGGACUUACAGUAUCCUAUCUACUGUAUUUCAGCCAUUAUACUAACUUUUUUCACUCACUUUCAAAGCGAGCAAGUUGGUUUAAAGAUCAACUUUGCAUUUUCACAAUAUAAAGUGUUAAAAAUAUGGUGGAUAAACAGCACGAGAUAUGGAGAUUUUUUGUGGCAUGAUUUAAUCCUGAAAUGGAUCGUGUUUGGCUCACUUUGUCACAUUACUAACCAGCACGAGAGGUAGAUAUGAAAAGUGGCAUACAGAAACACACACUUUAGUCUCGAAUUACAAGCUAAAAAUCAACUUAAGCUUGACAGUCUGGCUGCUAGCCACGGCGUCACUUGUACAUGUUUACAGUAAGCUUUCUAUUCAUACUCUAUGCUAUAUUUGGAAGGGUGGAGAAAUUAAAAGGUUCACUACAGAUUAGACCACUCAAAUGUCAGUAUAAUCAGCUGCACAGGUGGUGCUCUGUGUUUUUUAGGUUUUUUUCACACCCAACCUAUUUAGAAUGAACUCAAGUCUCUUUUCCAAGUUAGUAAUGUUUGUUUUCACUGGUAUGGAUCAAUUAAACCAUAUUGAGAUUACCUGAAAAGGUGGGUCUUGAUCCCCAGUUUUCAGACUCUGGUACAGUUCAUUUGUAGUAAGAACAUAACAUCAUUUUGACUAGGGUUAGGUAUUGUUCGUUUUUUUUUUUGUUUUUUUUUUGAUACCGGUGCUAAAUUCAAUACCUUUUAUAUGGUGCUUGUGCCUUAACGGUGCCUGAACCAAUACUUUUAAAAGAAAGAAAGUGUGUUGAAAGUCAGCAGGAGAAUAAAAGGGUAUCGUGAAUGAUUUGCAGAAAUAUCUGUAAGAGGAACAUGGGUAACUGAAAGGAAUCAAUUGUAACUUCUCGCAAAAUUCAUAUUCUGGCGUUGCAUCAGAGACAAACAGUAACGUUAAUGUGUUAGUCGAUGUGAUUAGUUCCUGGUAGGAAAAUGCAAGCAGAGCAGAGAUAUUACUCCAAACAGCAAAACAAUUUAAAGACAGCUCAGCUGAAAUAAAGUGAAUGCACAUAAAUCACACAAAUUCCAUAACAUAUUUCUUGCCUUUCAUUGGGCUGGCGAGGUAUUGCAGAGUAUAUACAGAAAAUUGGACACUAAAUUUGAUACUUUUUAAUACCUUUUUCAAAACCAUCUUCAUACAUUUUUUGGACUACAUCCCAUGUACAAUCUCCAGCCCAAUACAUUAGAGACACAGUUUUGUAUUUUUGUGCUGAUUGUGGGAUAAAAAUGUGACAACAUUCAGUAGAAUUUCUUGUAGUAUGCAAAUUAAGCUUUCUUGAAGCAUUUUAAGAUUAGAAAAUGAGUGAAAAGACAUUGAUUUGAUACCAUAAGGUAGCUGACAAUUAAAGAUCCUAUUUUUUAAGAAAAUAAAUGGGUUUUUACAGCAGUAUUGCAAAUUCUCUAAUUUGGAUUUUGAUGCAUUGAUGCGUCCAUGAUCACUUUACUGUUGCAGCUGAGAAAAUAUAGCUCAUUAUAGUUGAGUUAUAUUCAUUUUAAUAAUCUGGUGGUGUUUUAAAAGAAAAUCACAUGUGAUUAAAAUGAAAUAGAAUUUAAAAGCAGCAAAACCAAUAACACCAUUUAGUGAAUAUAAUUUUUUUAAAAAGCAACAAAAUUUAAAACAUUCAAGUCUUGCAUUUAAGGCUUUUAAAUACUUUUUAAAAGCUUUCAAUUUGGCUAAAUCAAUUGAUCAGCUUUUGAUAUUUUUUAAGACCCCACACACACCAUUGGUUUAGUAGGUAUCAGAUGUGUUGGUACCAGUACAAUGUUGGUACUGAAUUUCAAUUCUCAGCCUUCAUUUUGACCUCACUGCAUGAAGCCAUGUGCUUUUGUGGAUUAAAGCAGCUAUUGUAGUUGAAGAGCAAAGACAGACCUAACAGAUCUGCGGAAACAAUGACAGUGGUUGAGCAGAUGUUCCAAUCAAUUAAACAGCAUUUUCCUGGGCACCAGUUUUGCUCUCUUUUCAGCUUUCCUAUCCAAAUAAAGACCAAAGCCCAAAUAAAAGCAUUUUCCUUUUAGCUUUUAAACAUCUAUGCAAACAAAAACUGAGGUAAUUAUCAGCAAUGCUACAGACUAGUUCAAAAUUCAUACCAGUGGAAACAAACUAUAGGUCUGAAAACACCUUAAAGAGUUGUUCCUAAUAAUUUGUCCACCCUGUCCGGCUCCACUGCUGAACAGCAGGGACUGUUGGAAUAAAAUAUAUUGCAAAUCUUUCAGCCGAAAGCCUUAACCUACUGCCAUAGAGUCAUUUUAAUGCUUAAUAUCACAUUUCUAUGCACUUUCAGAUGAAAAAGUCAGAGUAUUUUAUUCCUUUUUUAAAUCUGUUCUCUCUACAUGUGUGCUCUUUCUGGGUGUAAGCAAACAAACCAAAUAGUAAAUAUCUUUCUAUCUAUAGUAUCUUAUAUCUGAUAUAUUGUUGUAAUAGUUACCCUCCUUUAGACAUAUCAAGGACAGGAGUGUUAAUAAACAUUGGUAUAAUAUUCUCUGUGUGUCUCAGUAGUCUCAUCAGAUAUAUAUGAAUUACAUACAUACGUAGAUAAAUAUAGUCUAUGAGGUUUGAAUAGAUUUGCAGUAGCUACAUUUAUAUUUAUACUUUUCUGUUGUUACACAAUACAAAAUCUGUUACAUUGCUUAAUUUCUUCACUUCUUUGCUCUGUUAUGCCUACGUUCAGGAUACGCAUGCUAAGUCAAAAAGCUUAGUUUUGAAGCCUGUUACAGAAGGGAGAGACAUGGUCACAUAGGACCCCCCAAGUGUGGGGGGUUGUGCAGUUUCUCUGAAAUGUUCAUCUCGGUGGUGGCACUGUCAAGCAAUGUGCUCAAAGUGAAUCUUUUAAUUGUCUUGUAAUUUGGCUGUCGCAAGAAGAACAAAAAGAAUUCAAGUGUAUUGUUCUUUUGUAAAGCCUGUUAAAAUGUUAUAACUUUUGAAGUUUUGCUCUGAAUAUCUUGAAUUGGUUUAUUAUAACUUUUUGUACACUUUACUGCAGUUCCAUAUGGUUUUAUGUUGACAUUACUUGUAUACAAAGACCUCAAAUAAAGAUGAUCA